Messenger RNA from Thecamonas trahens ATCC 50062, 2196 nucleotides. Its product is annotated as E1-like protein-activating enzyme G. Gene Ontology annotation, biological process: autophagosome assembly; C-terminal protein lipidation; autophagy of mitochondrion. Bases 74 to 2125 code for a protein of 683 amino acids. Lineage: Eukaryota; Apusomonadida; Apusomonadidae. The transcript has a single exon. The record is from RefSeq and is a predicted model, not a curated record. Gene Ontology annotation, molecular function: Atg12 activating enzyme activity; Atg8 activating enzyme activity. Gene Ontology annotation, cellular component: cytoplasm; phagophore assembly site.
UUGACUCCUCCACCCCCACCACCCACCACCCACCUCAUCCACGCUCUCCCUCACCUUCCCCUCCCCCUCUACCAUGGCAGUUCAGUUCUACCCGCUCCGGCUGGUUGUGGAGGCAUCGUUCUGGUAUGCGCUUGCGGCGGAGAAGAUCGACCGACUGCAGCUGGCGACGGAACCUGUUCCUGUGGCGGCACGGUUCUCUACGGGAGCUAAGGCACCUGUUGAUGGAAGACUGUUUCUCUCUGGGGACUCUCUUCAAGAUCCGCUUCCUCCUCGUCCUCAUCAUCAUCAUGUUCAUGGUGCUCUGACUCUGGUCAACACGGCUGCCGACUUUAAGGCCCUCGACAAGAAGUCCCUCUUUGAUGCUGCUGCGGCCCAGCUGUGGGCUGACAUUGCGUCCGGCGCAUGGCUUGAUGCCCCUGAGCUCCUCCUUCCCUUUCUUGUCCUCACCUAUGCUGAUCUCAAGAAGCACAUCUUUCGCUACCAGGCUGCCUUUCCGGCCAUCAAGCUCUCCCCGGCGGUCCAGAGCCCGGCUCCGGCGUCGCUGCUUGUGCUGGACGAUGGCGGCAAGGCACUGGCUGCCGCAGUCGACGCAAAGUUUGGCACAGACUCACGCCCGCUGGUCUGGCUCGUCCGUCUUUCACCUGGAUGUGAGCCUGCGGUGGAGGAAGUUUCCGAGUGGGCCGCGUUCUGGGCAGCCGAUCCCGAGACGGCGCCGCUGAUUGCGGUGGCAGAUCCGGUCUCGUCGCCGGACCAUCCGGGCUGGGCACUCCGCAACGUGGCGGCAGCGGUAGCGACAACCUUUGGUCUCUCGACCUUUACGCUCCUUGCCUAUCGCGAGAGUCUUGCCGCAGCCGACGCUGACGCGCCUCUGGCGUCAUCGCUGGUGGUUCCGGUCGAGGUUGCGCCCGAAGCGCUGGCAGCGGCUGCGGAGAACAGGCCCUCUGCCGUCGGGUGGGAGAAGAACAAGAGAGGCAAGAUCGGGAGCAAGGUUGUGGACCUCGGCGCAUCGAUGGAUCCCAACCAGCUGAUGGAGACCUCGGUGGACCUCAACCUCAAGCUCAUGCGCUGGCGGCUGCUCCCGGAGCUGGACCUCGACACGAUUGCCGGGACGCGUGUGCUCCUUCUUGGGGCAGGAACACUCGGGUGCAACGUGGCGCGCGCGCUCAUGGGCUGGGGCGUCCGCACGCUCACCUUUGUCGACUCGGGCAAGGUCUCGUACUCGAAUCCAGUCCGGCAGUCCCUUUUCACCUUUGCCGACGCCGCCGCCGGCGAGUACAAGGCGCCUGCGGCCGCGGCUGCCAUUCGGGCCAUUUUCCCGGGCAUGAACGCGUCCGGCCACGUGCUCUCGAUCCCGAUGCCCGGGCACGGGGCAUCUGGCGAUGCGCAGGCAAGUGUGGACAAGCUCGUUGAGCUGUACAACGAAGCCGAUGCGGUCUUUCUCCUCACCGACACCCGUGAGUCGCGGUGGCUUCCGACGCUUCUGGGCGCCGUCAUGGACAAGCUGGUCAUCAACACGGCCAUGGGCUUUGACACUUUUGUUUGCAUGCGGCACGGGCCGACGGAUGCGGCGUCACGGGCUGCGGGUUCGCGGCUCGGCUGCUACUUUUGCACAGACAUUGUAGCGCCGACCGACUCGCUGACACAGCGCUCGCUCGACCAAGCGUGUACCGUUGUGCGGCCGGGCAACUCGUACCUUUCGUCGUCGCUGGCGGUCGAGCUCCUCAUCGCGCUGCUUCAUCACCCGGCCCGCCACCACGCGCCGGCCGACGAGCCUGUCGCUGUCGGCGUGCCGACGGAACACCGGCUCGGCCUCAUUCCCCACCAGAUCCGCGGGUUCAUGACCCACUACGCCCACAAGCUUGUUGUCGCUCACGCGUACGACAAGUGCACCGCGUGCUCGUCGGCGGUUGUCGACGCCUACGUUGCUGAGGGCUGGGCCUUUGUCGAGCGAGUCCUCACCGAUCCUGAAGUUCUGGAGGAGGUCACUGGGCUCGCGGCCAUGAAGGCUGAGCUCGAAGCUGGUACUUCAUGGGACAUUGACGAUUUCUCGGACGACGGCAGCGCAGGCGCGUCCGGUGCACCCGGUGGUGGCGACAGGAGCGACGACAGCUUUGAACUCAUUUAACCUUAACGAAACGGUAGUUUGGGUACGUUGUCAUGCGCCUCGUAGUGAACAACUAAACCGAGCUCUGGACA